CGUGUACCUUGCUUCCCCCCACCUCCACUUUCGUUGAAUAUUCGUGGCAUGGACCACCAGCGGCCUGGGCUGCUGUCUACACAGUCUCCCGUAUCUUCAACGCCGACCAAGUCAACACCACACCGUCAACCUCAAUCACCCUUUCGUUAUGCGCCGCAACGCGACAUGAAUGAGAAAGACGACUCGACACUAGAAAUCCGUCUCGACGACCGCUAUCCCUCUUCGUCGUCCAGGUUCACCUCUAGAUCCCGGUCCCCUUCACCGUCACCUAGACGCAUAACUCAUCCUCCCGCACCGCAGUUCAGCACCCCUGAGCGCGAUCGUUGCUCCGCUCGGAGGGCAUGGAUCCCCGAGCGCGUAAAGCCCUGGCUGCCAGUGCUAAUGUACGCACUGACCAGCUUAAUAUUUGUCGUUGCCAUUGCGUUCUAUAAGGCGCAACUAUUUACGUUCCUAGACGACCUUGCAGUCUGGUUGCGUGCGGAUGUAUCCUUCGGAUAUACCGUCCUAUUUCUCCUCAUCUUUAUCACGACGUUCCCAGCUCCUCUCCCUCUCUACUCCACACUCAUCGUUUUGGCCGGGUACACGUUCGGUGCAUGGGCGGGUGCAAUCCUGUCCUACCUAGCUGCUCUUGCAGGUGCUAUCGUCGUCUUCCUCUUAUCACGCACGCUUCUCCGGGGCCCGAUAUCUCGAUGGCUCGAUUCCUGCCCAACCAUCAAGCAGGUUGUGCGUGCCGUUGAGAAGCGACCCAAGCUCCUCUUCCUCGUCCGUUUGGCCCCCUAUCCGUACAAUGUGAUGAACUGCCUGCUUGCUGCAGCUCCCAGUCUCACGUUCCGAACAUAUACGCUGUGCACCGCUGCGUCUCUGUUCAAGCUGAUCGUGCACACCAGUCUUGGUGCGUCGAUCCGGUCCUUCAAAGACUACCACACGUCGAGUGGGCAGAGUGGUGAGACGGAGGGCACGGUCGCAAGCGCAUGGACCAUCGCUGGUGUGGUGCUCUGCAUUGCAAUCCUGGUCUAUCUGUCCAUCGUUGCCCGACGAGCCGUUGACGAUGAGAUCGGCAGCGAACGCGAGACGGGCAAUGCGGAAGAGCGGGAAGGGUUCCUUGCCAAUGCUGACGGGGACGCGGCUGACCUGGAAGCUGGAGGAGCCCGGCCGAUGGUGGAGCUGCAGCGAUAGUCUGCGGCUGUCAGCAUUUACGUUUUACUCACCACGGACGAUUCUCGAUUCGGUUGUAUUACUUGCGUAUCUUAUCUACCACAUUCGUUUAGUUAUGUACUGUGUCUAUUGGAAAAGUCUCGAGUGCAAAGGCUAUUCUUUUUAACGAUACUAAACCCACGAGGAAGGAGAUCGGGACAUGUCAAUCGCCUGGACAGGCCACGCG
Messenger RNA from Mycena citricolor, 1381 nucleotides. The record is from the annotation of a GenBank genome assembly. Lineage: Eukaryota; Fungi; Basidiomycota; Agaricomycetes; Agaricales; Mycenaceae.